Messenger RNA from Linum trigynum, 2949 nucleotides. NCBI's taxonomy places the organism in Eukaryota, Viridiplantae, Streptophyta, Magnoliopsida, Malpighiales, Linaceae. The record is from the annotation of a GenBank genome assembly.
AACCUGAACUUGUUUUUUAAUAUUAUGUAACUUUAAAUUGCACCUCAAAAACACCAAUACUUUAAAGAAUAUUAUAAGUAUUAUUUAUUUCGGACAUUUUUUUUUUGAGGGAUCGGACAUAUUAUUAUUAUAAAUGCUUUUUGAAAAAGAAAAUGAAUUCCUAUUUAGAUACUUCGCUAACGGGAAACAAAUUACAGGGAGAAAUGGUUAUUUUGGAAAAAUCUAAACCACGAGAGGUAUUAGAGAAUAGAGAUAGAUAUUCCCAGACCAGCAGAGAAGCAAUGGAAGUCGAAAGCUGACUCUUUAUCCCUCCCCAACCAACUUUAAAGAAAAGCGACGAAACGCGCCCCUUCCUCCUCCCAUCUCCUCCUUCAUUUUGCUUCUUCUUCGUUCAUUUCUUGGCGAGAAGCCGGCGCUGGUUCUGCUCUGCCUCCCUUUACUUCUCUCUCGACUCAAGUCCUCAGCUCAAACAGGUGACGAUCGUUCUGCUUCUCUCUUCCAAUUCGAUUCGAGUUUCGAGCUCUCGGGAAAUGGUUGAUCACUUGCCCAUUAUCGCUUACCCUUUGAAAUUUUGUGGGUUCACUUCAAUUUGUUUGCUUGAUCUAAGAAUGAAUCAAGUCGAAGGAGUCAAAGCUUCACUGUUUUUUUUUUCUUAAAGGUUUCUGCUUCCUUUCUAUUUUUCGGUAGAGCAAAUCUCCCAGCUCAUUUUUGGCAUCUUCCCAGAGUUGUUAGCUGAAACCAUUAUUUUUUGCUGUAUAUUCUAUAGUAUUUUGAAAAUGUGGUGGAAAUCUUUCUUUCUUUUGUAUAUUCCAUUUGGGAUUGCAUUCCCUCUUUGGUUGAAUGGCCUGCAAGUUGGCAUUGAUACCGUGUGGAAGGAGAGAUUUGAAGAACUGGGGACUCAUUUCUUGUUGUCAAUUAGAUUUUGGGAUUGCAUUCAUAGUCAUCUCCGUCAAAUCCAGAGCUUUUGAUAUGCCAAAUUUUGUUUGUUAUCGAAUGAAUCGAUGAAAGCUGUUUUUAUCGUAUCCGACCAUUUUUAGUACUUCCCUGUGCUGGGCUUUUACUCGUUUCAUGGCAAUUCUGAUGGUAAGUGCGCUGCUUUGUGUUUUGUCGAACAGAAUUGAUUAGGGUGAAUCACCCAUACUGUCCGAGUUCCUGGGUAGUCCUUGCAUUGAGUGUUCAGUAGCUUUUGGUUUGGUGGAAACCUAGCUUGGAGAUUCAAUCUAUGGUUUCAUCAUAUCUAAGGGGGUCUGUGGGGUUAGAUGGAUGUUCUCUCCCCGGAACUACGUUCUGAUAAUCUCGCAGAUAGUUGCCCACUGUUAAUGGAGCGAUCAGCGACUUUUAGGAGUACAGAUCACAUCAUCGAUGUGCCUGAAAAUACCAAUUUUUCUUCCGAAUCUACAUCCCAUGGUGGACAUUCUCUGGAAACCUUUUCAACAGAUGCCAGACCUACAACUAGUUCAGCACCCUCGGUUUCUCAGCCUUCAACAUCGUCUUCAAAUGUAUCAAGUGCCCGGAGUACUAGGAGAGGGGAUGCUCGUGGUAGACGCAGGAGUCCACUGAAUUCGGGUCUAUGGAUAUCAGUUGAAUUGGCUCUCACAUUGAGUCAGAUCAUUGCAUCGAUCGUCGUUCUGUCCAUAUCGAAGGAUGAACACCCACGCACACCAUUGUUCGUGUGGAUUAUCGGUUAUGCAUCUGGAUGCUUAGCGACGCUCCCCCUUCUUUACUGGCGUUAUCAUCUUCGAAACCAAGGGACUGAUCAAGAUGCUGCUCAAACUCGUCAGGGUUCGACUCACAUCAAUGUUCCUGCUGGACCAUUUUCUCUUUCAGUGACCAGAACUUCUGAUGGAGAAGAUCGACGACCUGUGGUUGGCUCACCUAGAGGUGGUCCAAGUACAGCAGCAGUAAACCCGAGGGUGAAGGUCCUAGUUGAGUACUUCAAAAUGGGCUUGGAUUGCUUCUUUGCAGUUUGGUUUGUUGUGGGUAACGUGUGGAUCUUUGGUGGUCAUUCGUCGGGAAGUGAUGCUCCAAACAUGUAUAGGUUAUGUAUAGUGUUCCUUACCUUCAGCUGUAUUGGAUAUGCCAUGCCCUUCAUUCUCUGUGCCACAAUCUGCUGUUGUCUGCCUUGCAUUAUCUCACUCCUCGGGUAUAGAGAGGAUCUGGCACAAACCAGAGGAGCAACUCCUGAGUCGAUCAAUGCACUACCAACAUACAAAUUCAAGUCAAACAAAAGAGAUGGAAACGCAGGUGGCAUUGAUGGUGGGGUUGUAGCUGCAGGAACCGAGAAGGAGCGCAUCAUCUCAGGGGAAGACGCGGUUUGCUGCAUUUGUUUGGGGAAGUAUGCGAAUAACGAUGAGCUGCGAGAGCUGCCAUGCUCUCACUUCUUUCACAAGGAAUGCGUGGACAAGUGGCUUAAAAUCAAUGCAUCGUGUCCUCUGUGCAAAAGCGAGGUUGGUGAAAGUAUCAUGGGUUCACUCUCUGGUGUUCAAACUUGAGAGUUGACAGUGGUCCUGCUGGUGAGCUAUGAAGUACAUGUGAGAGUAAGAUAAAGUUCUUAAUGCUUUAUACAUCUAGAUAGUCGACAUUGAGGGUUGAGGCUUCCUGUAAAGAGUGUUUCUCCAAUGUUUUUUCACCUCAUGGAAUCCGUUACUUGUGUAAGAAUUGGUUUGACUUCACCUCUGCACCUCUUCCCUUGUUUUUGUAUAACAAGAUCUAAGCUUUUUGUCCGUCCGAAUGUUCAUUAUACUCGUCAACUUCUGUUGGUCAUUGGAUCUGUGACCCGAGGUCCAAGUUAACAUUUUUGAUGAUGCAUUCUAGUUUUGCAGCCGAAAUCAUCUAUGAAAUAUGGCUAAGUUCUCUAGGAAACCAUGCAUUUUAUACUCAUCUGUCACUUGUGGCAUAAACUUUUCCGUUCAUUUCUGCGAUCUAGGGUAAUAAACUUAACUUUGUGUU